ACAGCGAGGAGAAGACAGGUAGAGAAUUGGCAGAGGUGGGGUGGGACGCUCGUCGGGAAGCAACAAAAAGAAAAACUAAUAGAAGAUGUGAUGGAUUGCUGAUGGCUGCCUCUCACUUCCAUCAUCAUAUUCCACACGGUGAAGCAAGUGCAGCUUUGUCUGUCGUCCAGCCUUCUACAACCUUUUCUUUCCACGUCUCCACGCGCCGCGCCGUUCUAUCCGACAGGGGAUUGUACGCGCCUUUGUAGGAAGAAAGACCCAUCAUGAUAAAUGCAAGGUGGAGCAUAUUUUUAUUGCACCGCGUGCUGCGAUACCAGGAUUGCAAUUAGGCACAGAUGACUUGAUCAGGUUACUACUACACGCGAGGUUACAACUACAGCACUGUUCCCUCUGAAGAUCAUUCUUGCAAACCAUGGCUGACCAGUACAGUAUGUUUCUCACCACGGCACCCCCCCUCCGACGAGGAAGCACACCCCUUCCUGUCAAGCACCAGCUGCGGAGAGAAGAAGCCGUAUCAGACGACUGUGAUUGGAUCCCAGGAUUGGAUGAACCUGCCACAUUGCCUAUCAGCGACACAACAUUGCCUCGUGAUGAAUCGUUCAAUCAAACGUCAGCAGCACAGUCAACCUACCACAGUCAUGGGGGGGCACUGAAGAUUGUGCUACUAGGACAGAAUGGCGUGGGCAAGUCGUCAUUGGCCUUAUCACUGGCUGGCCAGUCGGACAGAUCCCUUUCUGUGGACUCUGAGACCCAAGCUUGUGGUGAGGGCUACGAGUGCACAGUCACAGUUGACGACGAGGACAGCAAAGUCAUCAUUUUUGACAAUUGGAAACAGGACCUGUCCACUCUACAGUGUGAUGUGUGUAUCCUGGUCUUCUCCGUGACUGAUAGGCGAAGUUUCCAUCGCACUGCACAGCUCCGCCUUCUCCUCAGGGAGUCACAACCUCACACGCCAAUCAUCCUGGUGGGCAACAAGAGUGACCUUGUCCGCUCCCGUGAAAUCAGUGCUGAGGAGGCCCAAUCCAGCGCCAUGAUGUUCGACUGCCAUUACCUUGAGCUCUCAGCGUCCCUGGAGCACGGCACUAAUGAGCUGCUCGAGGCGGCUGUUCGGGCGGCAAGAGGCGACAGUUUAGGGCCCAACUGGACUGACGGUGACCCUGGUUCUGGUCGCAGAGAAAGCCUGACCAGCCGGGCCAAACGUUUUCUGGCAGGGCUAGUUCCACGCUCCUACGGACGAGAACGUGACAGGGGACGGUACCGAGAGAUGAGCCGCCAUCGGGGCAGCAAGAUCCUUCGCCAGAAGUCUCGAUCCUGCCACGACCUCAGCGCACUGUGACAUACAUAAAUACACACAGGCUCAAGACACACUUCCACACAUGUACACACACCAAACAUGCUGAAGGGGGAGGUGUGAAGUACUAAAUAGAGGAGGAUAAAUAGGAGCAGGAAUGGCAGGGAUUGGGAGGGCUGCAAUGGAAAUGCGGGGCUGACGAGAAGAACAUGCUUUCACAGGCAGGUCCUUAAAAUGCAGAGAUAAAGCAUUUGAUUUAAACGGCAGCUGGCUGGAUAGCCUUAAAUGGGAAAAUGUCACCUUGAACCCUCAUAAACAACAUCCAAAUCAAAAACCGUUGCAACGUCAUUACUUAAGAUCUGAACAACAAUUAAUAUUAAUUUGUACUUUUAUUACACAGGAAGCAUUAAAAUAUCACAUUUUGUGUUUCACCUCAGGACUUUUAGUUUUUAAUAUCUCUUUUUUUAAAUUAAGAUUAUUGCAGUAGCCUAAUUUUACAAAGCAUGAGCAUGUAUAAUCACUUCACAAAUGUUCAGGGAUUGAAGACAAAUUGUGAAGUAUUUCAGGUGUGAUUUCCUUUUGUUCUUUUCUUUAGGAAUUCAGCCAUAAAAGGUUUUUACAGUAUUUAAAAAACAUGAAGUAAUGUUGUCACAUGCAUUGCAAAAAAUGAAGAUCUAUCAAGGAUGGAAUUAAAUUACCAACUACUAAGGUGCUGGGGUCAGAACGGGAAAUGCUCUUUAACCUGAUGGGACAGGGGAACACAGAAAGAGGGGUUGAAUGUCAUAAACAUACACAAACUCAAGUAGUACGCACUGAUUACAUAGACUGAUAGCAACCUAAUAUAAUCAUUUUGUGGAUCCUGUUUUAUAGCAUGCUCAGUAGAUGGCAGGCCCUGUAGGUUUGUGAAUUUACUGUACCUCACUGACCGAUAGGUAACGCACAAUCAAGCUAGCAAAACCAUCGCAAAGGCAAGACCCUUUAUUUCACAUAAGUAAUUACUCGUUGAUGAGUUUGUCCUUUCUACAUCCUUCGUUUCUGUUUCUUACUGAGUUGAAAAAGUGUUUGACAUCAUUAUUGGUACACAGCAUUUGUCAUUGUUGACCAAGACAUACUGUAUGUUUGCUGAUUGCACUAUAAGCAAUCAACACAGAACUGCUGCUGGAAGUGGAUUCACGAGUCGAGUCAAAAAAAAUAAAAUAAAAAAAUAAA
Messenger RNA from Corythoichthys intestinalis (scribbled pipefish), 2500 nucleotides. It is a transcript of the gene rem2, whose product is annotated as RAS (RAD and GEM)-like GTP binding 2. The transcript has 5 exons. The record is from RefSeq and is a predicted model, not a curated record. NCBI's taxonomy places the organism in Eukaryota, Metazoa, Chordata, Actinopteri, Syngnathiformes, Syngnathidae. Gene Ontology annotation, cellular component: plasma membrane. The coding region runs from base 413 to 1336 and encodes 307 amino acids. Gene Ontology annotation, molecular function: calcium channel regulator activity; GTP binding; GTPase activity.